Macadamia integrifolia is the source of this 1483-nucleotide messenger RNA. RefSeq names its product F-box protein SKIP19-like. Gene Ontology annotation, molecular function: protein binding. NCBI's taxonomy places the organism in Eukaryota, Viridiplantae, Streptophyta, Magnoliopsida, Proteales, Proteaceae. The record is from RefSeq and is a predicted model, not a curated record. The transcript is spliced from 2 exons. The coding region runs from base 231 to 1190 and encodes 319 amino acids.
UGCGUGCCACACAACCAUCAGCCACAGCUAUCUGAAACCCAGAAAUAGGCUUAACUAGUUGACUGCCAAUUGGUAAUUGGUUUUGGGCUUUUAGAAUUUCCAUUUCUGUGUUCGUAGAAUCGUUGAUUUCCUGUCGAGAAGAAUCUGUUUGAACCCUAGAAGUUUGAUUUCAUUUUUUUCUUCUCGUCUUUUGAUCGAAAUUUGUGAACUCUUGGAAUUGUUAUGCAACCAUGGAGUCUGUAGAUCAAAUUAGAUCCGAAGAGAUGAGGAACUGGCUUGAUUUGCCUCAGGAUGUUAUGCUUCUGAUAUUUAUGAAGUUGGGUCCCGUUGAAGUCCUCGUCAGAGCUCAAAGCGUGUGUUCUUCGUGGAGAAAGCUCUCCAAAGAGCCUCAACUCUGGCGAUUAAUAGAUUUUAGAGAUCAUUGGGAUUUAGCGCCAUAUGAAGUUGAUUUUGAGGAAGUGGUGAGGCAUGCCGUGGACAGGAGUUGUGGGCAGUUGAUUGAGUUCUCUAUCGAACAUGUUUGCACUGAUGAGUUUUUGAAGUAUAUCACUGAUAGAUGCUGCUCCCUAAGAUGCCUUCGACUUGCACAUUGCAAUAAUGUUACAGACAAAGGAAUGAUAGAAGCAGUGAAAAAGCUUCCCUUACUAGAGGAGCUUGAUCUAUCCUAUUGUCAAUUCCCCAAAAAUGUGCUUCAAGCCCUUGGCCAGUUCUGCCCUCAAUUGAAGUCAUUCAUACUCAACAGCUAUGGUAGGUUUGCUUGUGUAUACAAAGACUAUGAUGAGGUGGCACUUGCUAUUGCAGAGAACAUGCCUGAGUUACGUUACCUUCAGAUUUUUCGUAACAAAUUGACAGAUGAUGGCCUUCGGGCCAUUCUCGAUGGCUGUCCUCAUCUUGAAUACCUUGACCUACGGCAGUGCAUCAAUGUCAAUUUAGAAGGGGAUCUGCAAAGUAGAUGUGCAGACAGGAUCAAAUCUCUAAAACUUCCUGACGACCCCAGUGAGGAAAAUGAGUUUGAUGCUGGUACUGAUUUUGAUGAAUGGUAUGAUGAUGACCUGUCUGGAUUUUCUGAAGUUGAUCUUAUGUCGAAUGAUGACUAUGAUGACUAUGAUGAAUAUGAUGGAUAUUAUGAAUUUUCUGAUGGCAGCGACUUGUCUGAUUAUGGAGGUUAUUUAUCUGAUUUUGCCUUCUGAGGAUGGUUUAAUGGGUUUAAAUCUUCAUUUUGGUUGAUGAGGAAAACCUGUGUAGUUGGGAAUCUGGUGGUUAUCAAUUUGCUGAAUAUUCAAAGAAACCUUUUUUCUUCUUAUAUUUAUCCCCCCGUUUUUCUAUUUGGAAUUCUAGUGUGACUUGCACUUCAAUGCAGAUAGGGACAAUGGUAGGAAGAGAGGUUCUACUUAAAGCAUCAGCCUAUUAUGGUGUGGGUCAUGACAUGCACUUUGUGACUCUAUUUCUUGAAUCAAUGCUUAAUGUUACUGAUCUUCUAUUA